AAGGUGUUUCGCCUUCUCUAUAGACACAAAUCAACUUUUUUGCGCUGAUCUGGUGACUUCCCUGCUGCAGCUGAUCUGGGUAAAUGGAUAUCUUCAAGCUCUGCCCUGCCUAAAAUGGAUGCCCCACCGCCUCCCCCACCGUCCUCCUCUCCAGCCGAGUCCGAGGGCUGCUUCUACUUGACGCAGUGAGCUGGACACGCACUGGUUUUAUUCUCCUUUUGCCGAAUGGAUGAGAGAACAGAACACCAUAGCUAAAAGCAUGUUGGCGAAGACCAUGCCGUGAUCUUGUUACUGUCCGAAUACACGUGAAAGGGGCUUAAAGAGCAAAAUAAAUAUUUGGAAUAUACCGAUCCAGGGAUUGAAAAUCCUGCGCGCCACAAGCACCAUGAAGAUCAGCAGCCUAGUGAUAUUUAAAGGGGGUUUGGGGUUCAGCACCAGGCUGCUGUUGCUGCUGCUGCUCCACUGGCUGGGAUGUUCUCAUGGGAUGCCGCACGUCCUGAGAUUUGGGGGGAUAUUUGAGUCCACUGAAAGUGGCCCAUCAGGUGCAGAGGAACUGGCAUUUAAAUUUGCUUUAAACACAAUCAACAGGAACAGAACCCUACUGCCAAACACAACACUUACCUAUGACAUCCAAAGGAUAAAUAUCUAUGACAGCUUCGAAGCCUCCAGGAAAGCCUGUGACCAGCUUUCGCUUGGGGUGGCAGCGAUCUUCGGCCCUUCUCACAGUUCUUCUGCAAAUGCAGUUCAGUCCAUCUGUAAUGCUCUGGGGGUCCCACACAUCCAGACCAAGUGGAAGCACCAAGUAUCAGACAACAGAGAUGUGUUUUAUGUGAGCCUGUAUCCGGACUUCUCCUCCCUCAGCAGAGCCAUCCUGGACCUUGUACACUUCUUCAAGUGGAAGACGGUCACGGUGGUUUAUGAUGACAGUACUGGUCUGAUUCGUCUGCAAGAACUUAUAAAAGCACCAUCGCGGUACAACAUUCGCUUAAAGAUUCGACAGCUGCCUGUAGACACCAAGGAUGCCAAGCCGCUUUUAAAGGAGAUGAAAAGGGGGAAAGAGUUUCAUGUCAUCUUCGACUGUGGUCAUGAAAUGGCUGCUGGAAUCCUCAAGCAGGCUCUCUCCAUGGGGAUGAUGACAGAGUAUUAUCACUAUAUCUUCACCACAUUGGAUCUGUUUGCGCUGGACGUGGAGCCUUACCGUUACAGUGGUGUAAACAUGACGGGCUUCAGGAUCCUCAACACUGAGAACAGCCAAGUGGCCUCCAUCAUUGAGAAAUGGUCCAUGGAGAGACUGCAGGCUCCACCCAAACCUGACUCUGGUCUACUGGACGGCUUCAUGACCACGGACGCCGCACUAAUGUAUGAUGCUGUGCAUGUGGUGGCCGUGGCUGUGCAACAGUCUCAGCAGAUCACUGUCAGCUCAUUACAGUGCAACCGACACAAGCCCUGGCGCUUCGGGAACCGCUUUAUGGGCCUCAUCAAAGAGGCUCACUGGGAUGGCCUGACUGGAAGAAUCUCUUUCAACAGGUCCAACGGCUUGAGAACAGAUUUCGAUCUGGAUGUCAUCAGUCUGAAGGAGGAGGGACUUGAAAAGAUCGGUACCUGGGACCCAUCAAGUGGACUGAACAUGACAGACCAAAACCAAAAGGGGAAGACAACUAAUGUCUCUGAUUCACUGUCCAAUCGAUCCUUGAUUGUCUCCACAAUACUGGAAGAGCCAUAUGUGAUGUUCAAGAAGUCUGACAAGCCACUGUAUGGGAAUGACCGCUUUGAAGGCUAUUGUAUAGAUCUACUGAGAGAGCUGGCCAGUAUCCUGGGCUUCACUUAUGAGGUUCACUUGGUGGAAGAUGGAAAAUACGGUGCCCAAGAUGAAAACACAGGCCAGUGGAAUGGCAUGGUCAAGGAACUGAUGGAGCAUAAAGCUGAUCUGGCAGUGGCUCCCCUCGCCAUCACAUACAUGCGUGAGAAGGUUAUCGACUUCUCUAAGCCCUUCAUGACGUUGGGUAUAAGUAUAUUGUACCGCAAGCCCAACGGCACCAACCCUGGAGUCUUCUCCUUCCUCAACCCUCUCUCACCUGAUAUCUGGAUGUAUAUUCUGCUGGCUUACUUGGGUGUCAGUUGUGUGCUGUUUGUCAUAGCCAGGUUUAGUCCCUACGAGUGGUAUAACCCUCAUCCUUGCAACCCUGACUCGGAUCUAGUGGAAAACAAUUUCACCCUGCUUAAUAGUUUCUGGUUCGGAGUUGGAGCUCUCAUGCAGCAAGGGUCUGAGCUCAUGCCAAAAGCCCUCUCUACCAGAAUUGUAGGAGGAAUCUGGUGGUUUUUCACACUCAUCAUUAUCUCCUCCUACACGGCAAACCUGGCAGCCUUCCUCACUGUGGAGAGGAUGGAGUCACCCAUUGACUCUGCUGACGAUCUGGCCAAACAGACGAAGAUUCAGUAUGGAGUAGUAGAGGGCGGCUCUACCAUGACCUUCUUCAAGAAAACUAAGAUCUCUACAUAUGAUAAGAUGUGGGAGUUCAUGAGCAGUCGGAGGCACUCGGUGAUGGUCAAGAGUGUUGAAGAAGGCAUUCACCGUGUGCUUACCUCAGACUAUGCAUUUCUCAUGGAGUCCACCACAAUUGAGUUUGUGACACAACGCAACUGCAACCUCACACAGAUUGGCAGCCUUAUUGAUUCCAAAGCAUACGGGGUUGGCACACCCAUGGGCUCUCCAUAUAGAGAUAAGAUCACUAUUGUUAUCCUGCAGCUUCAGGAGGAAGGGAAGCUACACAUGAUGAAAGAAAAAUGGUGGAGAGGAAAUGGCUGUCCAGAGGAAGAGAGUAAAGAGGCCAGUGCUCUUGGGGUACAGAACAUCGGAGGGAUCUUCAUUGUUCUGGCAGCCGGGCUUGUUCUGUCCGUGUGUGUGGCUGUGGGAGAAUUUGUUUACAAGUCCAAACAAAAUGCCCAACUUGAAAAGAGGUCUCUCUGCAGUGCCAUGGUGGAAGAACUGCGAAUUUCCCUCAUGUGCCAGCGCCGACUCAAACAGAAGCCCCAGGCACCCAUUAUGGUGAAAACAGAGGAAGUCAUCAACAUGCACACCUUCAACGACCGAAGACUUCCAGGAAAAGAGACCAUGGCUUAAAGUGGGAAUCUCAGUCACUUUCUCACCCCUUCUCUUGUGCCGAAGUGGCAUGCAAAGAUUCUUGGGAAAUGGGUGUGGGUAAAUGGUAAAAGGCUGUGGUUGGCAGUUGGGUCAGUUUAAACGUAGGGUAGGAUUACUUUGCAGUAUACCAUGAAAUAUCAUUUGCUAAGGCUAGGAUUAAAAGUGUAACAAUAUUUCCUGUGGAAAUAGCACCAACCUGGGUGAGAUUUCAGUUACCUCAUUGCUGUUCAGAAGAUUCAUUCAUUGUAAUGAAUUGAAGAGGAAUGAGUUGAGGAGUAGAAGAAAAAUGGUCUUUAAAUUAAAAGUGGAAAAGAUCGUGCUGCUCAGUCUGUUAUUGCACAGUUCACAACACAGAGGCUCGUUGAGCAAAUGGGGGAGAUUACGAGUGAAUAGAGGUACCGGUACUUACUGGGUGAACAGGUAGAGGUUUUCUGAAGGAUUGUUCAGUAGAAUUAACACAUAGGCUCUUUACUAAAUAAAGUCCAACUGUUUGCCCAUAGUGAGCAGUGAGCAGCACGUACAGAUAGGCCAUGCUUCGUCGCAUAUUGAUUGAUAUCUAAAAUGGGUAUACUGAAGACCAUCCAUCAGGCAAUAAGUGAUAUUAUUUGUUUGUGUUUUAGAAUACAGACACUUCAGUCUUUAAUAGGUGGGAUGAUUUUCAAAAAGCUCUGAAUUUAAAGCAGAGAAGGCACAACCAGGGGCAAUAUAUACUGUUCAUGUCCAUGUAUGAGCUGGUACGUACGUAUGAGCCAGAGAUUCCUUGACGGUACCUGAUCACGGUUGAUUGCAGCUUCCCUUUUCACUGAUUGGAGACCUCUCAGAAGCUUCUGUAUAUUGAUCACCAGCCUGUAUAUCACAACAUACCACUGAGCACUCUCAACAUAGUGCAAUCUUAUACACUUUAGCAGAAUAUAUUUUGGCUUGUUGAUCAUGUUAAAACCUUCUCUAAACAAAAUUAGAAAGUGAAACUUCUGUUGUGGAUUUUUUGUUUGUUUUUAUUGUUUUUAUCUUGCUGUUACAGUGCAGCACUACAGAGCUGGGAUGUUUGUACUGAAAACCAUGGCGGUAUCAUCUAACCUCCUCUUAUAUAGGUGAGAGUAAAGAUGGGAAUGGCUUGGUGCAACUCACGUGGUCUAAAUUUACAGCAAUCACACAACAUAGACUAUUUAUCCAAAGUAUCUAACAAUUUAUUUAUAAAUCUCUUUAUUUAUAUCUAUUGUCUGGAUUUUCACUACUACAAUGAAAGAAACGUUACCUAAAGUCUGUAUGGAGGGAUUUUUUUUUCUCUUUUGCUCUGUCUUGUCUCCAAUUUGAUUUUGUAUUUCUGUGGCUGAUUUUUCUUUAGCAGCAAAGGUUAACAUUUACAUGUGCAAAUGUGAUUUCUAUGAAAAAAUGUUUUUUGUAUAAAGAGAAUCAAAAUUUUGUAAUGAUUUUUACCUAUACAAAACAAACUGUAAAGUGUCAUUCAAGGCAAGGGGAGCACUACUCCAACCCUACACAAGGUCAACACAAAGAGACAGACCAAGUAUGUAUACAUAUCCGAUAUUUCAAGAUGUGCCCAUCCUCCAGCUUCAAGUACUAUUUGAUUAGUACUCUCCAACAAAGACAGCAGUGUGGUAACAUCAGUGACAAAAUGUUUUAGAGAAGGGAGAAAAAGUAACUAUUUUUUAUCAGGUAAAGGAAUCGUAUUUAAAUAAAGAUAUUUUUAUUUCAUGAGAAAAAUAAUCUGUUUAGAAGAAAUGUGUAGUCUACACACACAAGUAGGGAGGGUGAUUGUUGAUGCUGCGCCCCUAACGGCUGAUAGACUAGAAUCCAGUGCUGUGCAAUUAUGUGUAAAUCGUUUUAAAAAUGAAUUUUAAACAUUAAGGAACAUAUAAAUAAUUCUAAAUUUAUUGUGAAAACAAAAGGCAGUGCACACAUUUUACCCUUUAAAGUUGA
This is a messenger RNA of Cololabis saira (Pacific saury), 5080 nucleotides long. RefSeq names its product glutamate receptor, ionotropic, kainate 2 (gene grik2). Gene Ontology annotation, biological process: monoatomic ion transport; synaptic transmission, glutamatergic; modulation of chemical synaptic transmission. Lineage: Eukaryota; Metazoa; Chordata; Actinopteri; Beloniformes; Belonidae. The record is from RefSeq and is a predicted model, not a curated record. The transcript has 17 exons. Gene Ontology annotation, cellular component: presynaptic membrane; kainate selective glutamate receptor complex; postsynaptic membrane. The coding region runs from base 386 to 3121 and encodes 911 amino acids. Gene Ontology annotation, molecular function: kainate selective glutamate receptor activity; transmitter-gated monoatomic ion channel activity involved in regulation of postsynaptic membrane potential.